Molecule: messenger RNA, 6171 nt
Organism: Anopheles nili
Lineage: Eukaryota; Metazoa; Arthropoda; Insecta; Diptera; Culicidae
Exons: 7
Coding region: 1-6171 (2056 amino acids)
Source: RefSeq, a predicted model, not a curated record
AUGAGUUCAAAAGGGAAACGAUCAUCUAUAUUAAAGAAACAGAAUUGUUACCCACCCACCGACGAUCCUGUUUGUCCAGUCGAAACGUUCUCGAGUGCGCUCAAAAGCAGCAGAAAAAUUGAAUUUAAUCGUAAAAAGUCCGUUAAGGAAUUUUUGGUCGGUGAAGAUGUGGACACUAUAUGGGGCAACUCGUACGAAGUCUCCACGGAUGGUACGCCAUCGAAUGGGCUAGAAGAUGCUACCUUAGAACACAGUAGCUGUCCAAGUACGACGGAUGAACAGAAUAAAGAAAAUCGUGUUCAAAAUAAAUCGACAGCGUCCGUGGAUGAAUCGCUGCGUCGUAACUCAAACAACAGUACCAACAACAGCUGGGAUCUCUCGAUAACGAUUUCGGACGAAGAAAAGCGAGGUAUUCGAAACGAUACCUCGGCGGCUUUAUCCCAAAGUCUCAAUACUACCGAAAGGUUGAGGAAUCUCUCAGUUCCCUCUAAUUUUCUGCACUCGAGUCAAAAUGCCAUGCUGAAGAAGAGUAUCGUAUCAGGGGAGGAGAGCGAAGUUCUUCCUAUGGACGUAAGCCCUAUGAAAUUGAAUGUGCAACCAUCUCCUACAAAAUCGCCCCGGAAAAUGAUUUAUAAUUUUCCGAAACAGGCAAUGUUUGUUGAAAUUAAUGACAUCCCGGCAACACUUCGUAACGGACAGGUAGCCGAUCCCAAAUAUUUAGCUACUAUAUCCUCGACAGAUCCUGCCCAAAACGUUGUCGUGAAUAAUCAAAUUGAAGCUUCCUGGCUCGAUAGUGCGACCGUAAGGAGCAACCAAACUAAUAAUCUGCUUCGAAGAUCCAUCGAAGAUUCAACAGAAACAUUUAACUCCCAUCCGCAUUGGAAUACACAUCUGAACGUGACUGAUAAAGCAAAUGAAAGUUCAGAUGUGGACACUACAAUCGCUCUGACGGCCGCGAUGACAAAGGUUCUGGAAUCGCGAUCAAAUGCAUCCAUUUAUAAGGCGACGAACAUGGACCUAGACGAAUCGACCACGACGGUGCCAACUAACGCACUUGCCCGUGCUAGGCCUUCGUUUUUACCCUCCAACCACAGUGAGUUUAUUGAAUCGAAGAAUACUCUGCACACACCAUCUGUUGUUAUGCACGGUCGGGCAACAUCGCUAACUACUAACAAGCUGGAAGAAACCAAACCGAUCGACAUAUCAUCACCAUUAGAAGAACAUGUGCCACGUCGAAACAUGUCGUUUGAGAAUCUUUCUAUUCUGAACAAUAUGGAGCAAUCACCGUCCGAUGCAACUCGCAUGUCGGCAUCUGUACCAUUGAAACAAAUUAUCCAGUCUGAUGUUACUUCCGCGAGAGGGGAUAAACUGGCAAUUGAUUUUGGAUUCUCUUCGUUAAGCUUAAAGUUAGGCGAGAAUUCACCCGAAGUACCAUCCGCCACCAAGCCGAGAAUUUUGCGCCCCACAAUGCCAAUGGCAAUGUUUGAUGCGAUUCCGGAUAAUAAGGAAACAAUGAAAAGCCACGUGAACGAUGAAAUCAAUCGCAUACGUUCGACAAAACAUACUGCCAGAACUGCAUUAACGUAUGAAAAGUCUCUUGUGGAUGAAAUGCGUCUUCGUAAUACUAGGAACGAAAUCGCUUUAAAUGAUGAUGGUAGCAAAAAAUCCAUUGUUGCCAUGGAAACAUCUAAUCUCGAACGCAAACAGUCACUGAGCACUGCAACGCAUGUUACGAUGCAUGCGACAACGACUAUCGGCAUGGAACAGUCCAUGGGUCCACGUAAACAACAUCGUUCGACAGUUAUCGAUUCGGAAGAAGUGCAAAAUAAUCCUGAUCUGCAAAGAGUGCAGCGUGCAACGAUGGUGUGUAACGAACAGAUGGACCUAACACACGAUGAACAACCAGUAACAGCUGCUACAUCUGUCGCUUCGUCGUUGAGCGUGCGGGAAACAAUGCAGGACAAAAAAUCCCGUCAAAGUGUCUACAACCAUGAGCCAAUGCUAGAUGAAACGAUGGCACCGCAACAGAAUGCCACGGGUGCGAAAGGUAAAAAUCUACAGCAUAUCAAGCGAGAAACGGUGCUAGGUGUAAUCUCGAUGGACGAAAUGAAUAAUGACCAGGUACAAUCGCCUCAGACAGCAUUAAACAAUUUCCGGAAAACACACUAUCCAAGGGACAAGGUUCAUGAAAAUGCAGUACCAGUCGUUCCUGAUCGAAAGACGAUCAUUUGCAAUGAGAGUAUGAUGAUGGACGUGUGUGUUACACCGGAACAAAAAUCCGGUCUUUCUUGCAUAGUUUAUGCACAAAAUGCGGACAAACUGUCGGUGCACGCUGUUGGGGGAGGUGGCCAGAUUGACAUGAAUAUUGCUCGCCCUACCACUUUCCAGCUUGAACCAUGCGACGAAUCUACCCACAUGGAAGAUAAUAAUCAUCGUCCUACGAUGCCAAGGCGGCAAACCGUAAUGCAAACAAAAAAUAUGAUCCUCUCGGAGGAAGUAGCUAGUACAAGCGAAGUAAGCUCUAAGCAUCCUACAUCACGCUUGACUGAACACGUUAUUCAACUUAUGGAAGAAGAUGGAAGGCCUUUCGAACUGCCUGGUAAGCGAGUACGCCAAUCUAUUCAUCAUCCCCAGGAAAUGGAAACGACGCUGCCAGACACGGACAGCUCACGAGAAACGGAUCUCAAAGCACCAACAGAGUGUUAUGCGUUGAGAAAAUCGAAUCUACAAACUAUCGUUCAGCAGGUCCCGAUCGCUGAUUUAGAAGGAAUUGAACUUCUGGCGGAUGAUGAAGUGGUUCCAAAAGAACAGCAACAACCUACUGUUUGCAAGAGAGGCACCAUCGUCGAAGUAAGAAACAUGAUAAAAAGCGAUUCUAGCCCAGAGAGAAGAUCGAAUCAUCGACAAACGAUUUACGAUCCACAUGGCAUGAUGGAAGAAACUCUACCUAUGCGGAGUUGUGUAAAACUUGGACAAAAGAAAAGUGUCUCUGUAAAGCAACCAGGUAUCAGACGUCCCACAAGGUACUCGCAGCGAAUAAGCAAUGACUACAUGGAGGAAACGAUCAUUCCAGAGAACGUUAGAGUGGAGCAUAAUCCAAAAAUUAGGCUGUCUACGUUCUCCAGAGAUAGCGUUGCUUUGGAAUCGCCAAUUGUGUGUCAGGCAGAACAUCCUCCCUCAGUCACGAAACACCAACCUCAGCUGCGAAGAGCGAUCUACAGUACAGAAGAAACGGUGGACGCGCCAACGGCGGUGAAUAACGCCCAACAUCGCCCCGGUUCACCCGAUAAAAGCCGGCAGACGAUUCAACAAGCGGCUUGUAUGGACAUGACUCUUGGUUGCAAGGAAAUCGAUACUACGCCCUCUAAAGUGCAAGGAAGAAUCACCAAUCGUCGAACAAUCUAUAAUCCCAUUUUAAUCGAAGAAACACCACCAUAUCAUGGUUCCAAACAACCAGUUGAACAACAGUUUAGGCGACCGCGUCAGACCAUUUUGGUUCCACAGGACAUGGAUGUAGAUGAUGACAUGCCACUGCUGAAGGAAGAGGAACGUUCGUUCGCACUAUCGGUGCUACCCCGGGAAGCAACCGAAGAUUGUGUUCUACGCAGUGCUCCCGUAUUGUCCAUCCGCGGUAGAAAUGAGCCUUGCAACUUACUACAGGAACUGUCGAUCGACAGUCAUGCAGAGUUUGCGAAACCGUCUCAUCUGGAUGCCGAUGAAAUCCGCUCGAGAAUGGUUGAAAGGCAAACCGUCAAUGCAAACGAAGUUAGGCGCACGUUUCAAACCCAAGAGCUCAGUGACAUUUCGAUGCCUAACACGACGAUACAAGCCGAGCUACUACCUCACAUUGGUAGCAUUGUCGGAAUGGAGAGUAUGCAUGAAGUCACAGAAUUGUUGCCACCUGUACCAUUGCAUGAACAGAACAAUUCCGUUUCCGUUAUCUGUCGGGUUGAUGGCCAGCAAUACGAACCAUCUAAGACGUUGAACGCUACGACGGGUUUGCAACCGAUGGCUUUUGCAACCGGUGUCGCCGAAAUUCCCAGUGAAGACGAGUUUUUCGACGCAGAGGAAGAAGCGGAAUCGCAUCAGCCGGUCGAUCCCUUAUCGCUAACGAAGUCACGACAUCUUACAAUGAAGUUCGUCGAUGUGGAGCAGUUGGAGAGAACGAAAAACGGCACCUCCAUGCUGGUUCCAGCCACUACCACUAAGCGCCUGCAUCAGCAAGUCCUCUGCUCACCCGUCGUCAGUCGCCUGAUCGAAGAAGAUCCAUUACAAAUGACGACACGAGUGCAAUCAUCCGACCAGAUUCAACAUACUCCACAAGGACCGGCGAAAAAACGACCACGUACUUCGGCCGCUUGUACGACACCACCAGCUGUUGAACGUGCAGCAACUGGUGGUUGUUUACCGACCAGCAACAGGCAUCCGGCACCGGAAAUCGAAGAGGUGGUAAUUAAGGAAGAGCAGCAAACGCUUUCUGAAAACGUUCGCCUUUCACAGACGAUCAUUCACGACCCGUCAGUGUUUGCGAUAGAGGAUGAAGAUUUGCUCGACGAUGAGUCAAAUCUGCCGUGUAUCUCGAAUGAGGAAAUCUCAAGCCAGAAUGGCUGUUCGACGGUUGAACCGGCCACCAGUGAAGCCGAGACACGUGCGCCCCAGCAUGUGGUACAACGCCCUUCAACUAAUAAGCUAACAGAUCUGUCGUACUAUAGGGACUUUGCCAACUUGACCAUCGAUAAUCUCGACUCGUGGAAUGACGAAAAGGAUGAUAACGUGCCCGACGAUGGUGAUUUUGUUACGGAGUGUAUAUCUCUGAGCGAUGAAGACUCGCGAUCGGUCACGCCGCCGAAGGCUCCCCGUGCCAACAGUGGUGGGAAAAACUUAUGCGAGAUUCUUAAGCGCAUCGGAAUUCCCCCGGUAGACCCUGGCGAGGUACUCGAAUCGACCAUCGCUAGCGAAAUCAUGAACGAGAUCCGCCAGCAGCAUCCGAUCGUGCAACAUCCCUGUUGUGGCAUGCAGGAAGAAUGCCUUUGUCGACCGAGGAGGCAACUCAAAAGGGACCAGGAGUAUGGCGACCUUGUCUGGGACAAAUGGAGCAAACGUUUUGAGGCCCUUUUGAAGCGCAUCCCGGUCGUGGGGACGCAAUCGGAUCAGCAAAACGUGCGUCCGCAGAUGUCUCUGGAAGUACAUAUUGAAGAGCUCAACUGGCAAUUGAUGCGGGGCAAGCUGGAUGAAACGUUUCUGCUUAUGCACGACGAAUUUUCCAAACUAGACAUCUCUUCCACCACCCGGCGGAGUAGAUCUCCCAUCGAGGGUCAGUACCCGGAAACGCCCAGUGUUGUAUUUUUGGCGGAAAACAUGCGAAGCUGCCUUGUGGAGCAAACGUUUGUGGAUACCAGCCCACCAACAGGUGCACCGUUGCCGGAAAUUCCCCAGAUUUUGCACCUGAUUGGCAAUAAGCUUUUCUGUGAUUCCGGAACGCGAUGGUUGUUGGAUUACACCGAGGAGAGUGAUAAGCAUCAGCUGCUUCUGCGCCAUCGGACACUUCGCAGUGUCGUUGUGGCUGUGCAGUUACAGCCACCGCGAAGUAGGGACCACAUGACACGUCAAGUAUCGGCCCAUUGGCGACUGGAGCGUAUACAGGUUCGCGAAUGCCAGGAAGAGUACGUUCACUCCCCGAAGCUCCUGCUGGCGCACAUCGAGUUUAUGCGGCUGGCUAAAGAAACGACAGAGCGCACGCUUCGAUCGACAUACCGGACGGUGGCGGCACUGAUGGGACUCUGGCACCGUUUUGACGAGCUGUUGAGACGAGUGUUCGAUGCCGUCAACCGGUUGCUUACGAUAGUUCGCAACAAUGAAGCAUUGCUGUGUUACGACGCCCAAAUGGAGCGGUUUUGCGUGAAGAAAUACUUCCAUCGAUGCCUGGACGAGGCCACAUUGGAGCCCAACCUGUUGCAGGUGCAUUUCAACUGGAUUGGAAGCAUCGGAGCAAGUGGUGUGAGUUAUAAGCGCCCACUCACGGACUCCCACAAACUACUUCCGAUGAACGGCGGUUCCAGUCAGCACGCGAUGGGAGCAAACCCCACGAAGCACGCCGUGACUGACGAUAAGACGGGCCUGAUGUUCCUCGAGUGUCUCCUUUGGAACGUGGCUAAGCAAUACCACUCAUAA